AUGGCUUCGCACUUGAUGCUCGCGCCCUUGGCCCAUCACAAGUCGCAGGUCGAGCUGACAGAGGCACAGAGUCUGGCUCUGGUAAAGAUCUUCCUCAACGCAUCUCUCGCCUGUAUCUGCCACACCCGCGAGCUGCUGGAUUGGCAAUCAACCUGCUUCAGAAAGAGGUACAUCAACCAGAUCUCCCUAGAAGAUGAGAAUAGCUAUGACAACUUUUGCCACUUUGAUCCAGCCGCCCCAGGACACUCUCAAGAGAUUCGCAUUCUUGUGCGUAGUAACGACCAAGCCGCAAAUCAGCUGCUCGACCUGAUUGAGCACGGAGUUUUUGAGGCAGUUGAAGCGGGCUACCUAGACGUCCUUCAAGUCUUCGUCACCACCGACUCUGGUGACCACAAGACCAUUCGUGAAACAUACACUUACAGCUUCAACUACUACGGAAAAAGUGUAUCAAGCAUCGAGUUAAAAGAACAGCAGCAACACCUGUCGCUACCAGACGCCCAACGCAGUUUCAAGUCUGCCAUUAGAUGCCUUCUGCGGUCGAUCAAGGAUCUGCCACGGCUGCCUGGCAAGCGCUCCCUGGGAAUGAGUACUGCGUACAAGUCUGACUGUCCCAACGGCUAUGAGCCCGUGGGUUUCACCGAUGCGGCGAACCACAAGAUCGUAGGCGAAGACUGGGCGAAGCUCUGGGAUGGAUCCGGCCCGGUUAUUGGCAAGCUCGACUCUUCGCACCACACUGUCGACCUCACAGCAAGGAAUUCAACCUUCGGAUACCAGACUGCUUCGCAGAUACAAGACACUGUCAUCAGCAACCAGCUCCAGAAUUUGCAGAAGACGUCUUCGGGCCGACAUGAUGGAUUAGUUUCGACACUACCUGGCCCACCAAUCUCACCCAUUCGAUCUGCGUUACCUACCACAGGCUCCUCGAGACAAACACCUCGAAGCGAAUCUUCUUCUCCAAAGAGGGACGGAAAUGGUUCGACCUCCAUGAGCAAGACGAGGCCUCCCAGAACCAGAAAGAGCGUAAGAUCAAAGUCCGUCAAGACUCCUAUCGAUAACGAGGGUCUGGUGGAACAUAUCAAGAACCCAUUGCAGGGACUGGCGGUGCUGGCAAGAAGCAGACGAAGACGCGACAUCGUCCUGGAGAAGAUGGCCGAGGCGGUAGUCCAAGCCUAUUGCCUUGACUUCGAGGCUCCGAACGGUACGACAUUCUUCGAUAGAGAUGACCUUGACCAAGGUAUCUUGACUCGUCUAGAACAGUCAGAUGUCGUCCACUGCGAAUGCGGAUAUCAGACUGGUUGCGAACAUAUGGUGUUCUGCCAUCUCUGUAACUCCUGGCAACACUCAGAGUGCUAUGGCCUGACGCUCAUCACACGCCAGGGAUCUAUGCCAAAUCAGCAUCUCUGCUACUCAUGCUUGCUGCUGCCGAGAGCAAGUGAAUUGCUCAAAGACAUGGCUGGGUUGGUGCAUAUGCGUCUUGCUUUGAUGCAUAUCUCUGGCUUGAAGGGAUCCGCCAUUGACCUUGUAGGAGGACUCUCUGUCCAAGUCUUCGGUACUGCAGAGGUUGACGACGAGUUCAAACAAGCAAGGCUGUUCGAACGAUUGGUUCAAGAAGGAAUCAUCUCUCCGCCCCAAAAUGGGUUUGCUAGCAUUCUCCCUGUGACUGCAGAGCAGCUGCGAAGAAUGCAGACGGAAUACCUCGAUCCACUCGCGGCCAUAUCGCAUCUUUAUCGCACGGUUCGCGACGGCGACAGCGACGAAGCUAGACUUGCUGAGUUGGGCGAGAGCCUGAGCAACUAUUCCCGACAUCAAGACUAUACAAUCGGUCAAGGAGCUGAAGAUGUGGUUGUAAUCGACUCAUUCGGUCAUCCAGUAGUGCGAUGGGGUUACUAUACCGAUGAUAGCCUGAAACGUAAGGCGGUCAUGGAGACACAAGAAGAACCGUCUCCACGCCGGCGCAGGAUCAGCGUCUCCAAAGCUUUCAUCAGUCUAGACAGAUCGACCCCAACCAGUCCGUCGCUCGAAGAUAAUGGAACGGCUCGGGUAACUCAUGAAGCGGUCACUCCGAUUCACGAUACGAGAAGCCCGGCUAGCAUAUCCACCGUCACCGACCUUUGA
Cyphellophora europaea CBS 101466 is the source of this 2115-nucleotide messenger RNA. RefSeq lists its product as uncharacterized. The coding region runs from base 1 to 2115 and encodes 704 amino acids. NCBI's taxonomy places the organism in Eukaryota, Fungi, Ascomycota, Eurotiomycetes, Chaetothyriales, Cyphellophoraceae. Gene Ontology annotation, biological process: synaptonemal complex assembly; meiotic recombination checkpoint signaling. Gene Ontology annotation, cellular component: nucleus. The record is from RefSeq and is a predicted model, not a curated record. The transcript is spliced from 3 exons.